Camellia sinensis is the source of this 1008-nucleotide messenger RNA. Its product is annotated as mitochondrial inner membrane protease ATP23. Gene Ontology annotation, biological process: mitochondrial protein processing; mitochondrial proton-transporting ATP synthase complex assembly. Gene Ontology annotation, molecular function: metalloendopeptidase activity. The record is from RefSeq and is a predicted model, not a curated record. NCBI's taxonomy places the organism in Eukaryota, Viridiplantae, Streptophyta, Magnoliopsida, Ericales, Theaceae.
UUGUGUGUUUUUUUCGGUUGGAUCCAUUAAGAAUCCGGUCCGCCGUUGACCCGGACACUACUACUCCCAGACGCUGCAAGACACAAAACAAAUGGCGGCAGAGUCGGACCGGAAACCUGCUUCCGGUGGAAACUCAUCCACCGUGAACGGCGGAAGAACGGUGAAAGAGUGCCAAGACAUGAUCCGGAGAAGUCUCAGAACUCCAAUGGUGAAAUUUUUGAGGGAACAUUUGGAGAAAGCUGGAUGCAGUUUUGGGGACAAGUUCAUCGCGGCCGUCCACUGCGAUAAGGAGGUCAGUGGCGGUUACGUCCCCGGCGAAGGGAUAAUGGUAUGUAGCAAUCACAUGAACAUCCAAGAUGACGUGAACCAAGUAGUUAUCCAUGAGCUCAUUCAUGCAUAUGACGAUUGUCGUGCUGCAAACUUGGACUGGUCUAAUUGUGCCCAUCAUGCUUGUAGUGAGAUUCGGGCUGGUCAUUUAAGUGGUGAUUGCCACUACAAGCGAGAAUUACUGCGUGGUUUUAUGAAGAUUCGAGGACAUGAGCAAGACUGUGUGAGAAGAAGAGUUAUGAAAUCACUGAUUGGUAACCCUUACUGCUCGGAAACAGCAGCAAAAGAUGCUAUGGAAGCUGUUUGGGACGUCUGUUACAAUGAUACAAAACCCUUUGACAGAGCUCCUUAAAAAAUGGGAAUUUCUGCAUCUCUGUCAGUGCCCAAUCAGCCGUUAUUCCAAUUACUGAAUCGAUAUGAUACAUGGCCCGUCCUGGCUGAAAGCAAGAUAAUAAAUUUUCUAUCCACUUUUAUUAUUUGAGUUCCAUGUGACACUGAUCAUUUCUUUCAGAUUUACCCUUCAUUUUUCUCAUCAAGUUGAAGGGAGGAUCUGACCAACUUUUUUUGAAUUCUAUACCAGAGUGUAUACAAACAAUUUAUUGGAUUGACAUUUAAAAUGUAUUCUAUCUUUUUCACUCUGAUUAUUCAUUUUCUGAAAAUAAAUUGCAUCUUUUGGACCAA